Messenger RNA from Clonostachys byssicola, 1449 nucleotides. The record is from the annotation of a GenBank genome assembly. NCBI's taxonomy places the organism in Eukaryota, Fungi, Ascomycota, Sordariomycetes, Hypocreales, Bionectriaceae.
AUGGGGCAUCAUGGUCAGGUCCCUUUGGCAAAUCCCAGCUUGCCCCAGAUCCGUCAAUUAUGGGCAACAUAUGUACGAAAUGUUGAUCCUCUCAUGAAAGUUGUGCACAAACCCAGUGUUGAACUGGCUUUGAACGAUCUGGCAUCACGACAACGCCAAGUGGACGAAGAUGUCCACACUCUGUUGCUAUCCAUCUGCUAUGCCGGCAUCGUGUCUUUACCAGCUAUACAGGCCAGAACAGAGCUAGCCCUCGACAUUAGUAGCCUCGCCAUGUCGUUUAAGGAAAGUGCCGAACGAGGAUUCAUGAAAGUACAGAUUCUGCAGACUACCAACUUCACUGUCCUUCAAGCCUUUGUAAUAUUCUUGUCGUAUCAGACGUGCUUGCCGCGAACAGAAGCCGGUAACAUAGCAGCAUUGACGGCUCUCGCUGUCCGAACCGCGCGAAGAAUGAAACUGCACGACGAGAGAUCUUUGGAAAAGCUCACCCCCUUUGAGGCUGAGAUGCGGCGUCGACUCUGGUGGCAGCUGUGUCUCCUUGACUGGCGUGUGUCUGAAGAUGCUCGGUCCGAAGUAACCAUCUCGCAGCUAAGCUUUGAUACAAGAAUGCCAGCCAACAUCGACGACGACGAAUUUGGGCCGGCAUCUACUGACAUCCAUGACCGACAAGGCAGUACAGAGAUGACUUUCUCCUUAAUGAGAUUCGAAACCUGGCUGGCGAUCGCGGGACUACAGAUGAAGCACUUACUUCCCGGCAAGGCGCCGUCGAUAGCCGAGGAUCAACAGGCAGCGUUGGACAAGCUAUUUGUCUCCCUAGACCACAGCUACCUGCGACAGUGCCGGCACCUCUCGACUCCAAUCGCCCGACUCCUCAGCAUGUUGACCCCUCUUGCCGUGGACAAGCUUCGGCUUCUGAGUUGCUUUUCGUCCUAUGAUGAUAUCACGAAGGGCGUAUGGAAUUACUCAUCCACCUUGGACAGAGACAAGAUAUUCCAGUCGUCAAUCGAUUUGCUCGACCUUGAACACAUGAUGGAUCGUGAUGAUGACUUGCGCCAUUGGCGGUGGUUCGUCAAGAACAACCACAUCCAGUGGCACGCCAUGUCUUUUGCCCUCUCGGAACUACGCAUCUGCCCGGGGCGACAGUUGGAGGGGAAGGCCUGGGAGACCAUUGAGAAGUGUUUCAGCUCGACGACGCUCGACUGCUUCCAGGGAUCUCAGUCGAACAUUUGGUCCUCCUUCAAUGUGCUGAGACAAGAGGCCUUGGAUGCUCGUCUGCUGGCCCCUGGCAGCAUUGGAGGAAGCACACUACCCCUCACGUGGGAUCUUGUUGGUAGCGCCGACUUGAGUGACUCCUCGCUCAUGAACUUUGACAUGGGCUGGCUGCAUGAUGUCGAUAUUACCCAAGUUGACUGUCCUUCCAUGUUGAAUAGAGGAGGUAGCGAAGAAAUAUGA